Zea mays is the source of this 3184-nucleotide messenger RNA. RefSeq lists its product as uncharacterized. The transcript has 2 exons. Bases 167 to 2833 code for a protein of 888 amino acids. The record is from RefSeq and is a predicted model, not a curated record. Lineage: Eukaryota; Viridiplantae; Streptophyta; Magnoliopsida; Poales; Poaceae.
GCAUGUACAGCUAGCUAGUAGUUCGGAUCUAGCACGUACGUGUGGCAGAAGCCGUCGUCCGAUGCCUCCUACCAGUAUAUAUACAUACAUACAAAGGGGAGGGAUGGAGAUCGACAGCACUAGAUCGAGAGCUGAGGGUCGAUCGAUCGAGAGCUAGCGGCCAGCCAUGAGCUUCGCAGCAUCCGUGCAGUGGUGGGAGGACUGGCAGCUGCGGCUGCUCGUGCUGGCCAGCCUCUUCUUCCAGUACUUUCUCUUCGUCGCCGCCGUCGUCCGCAAGCUCCGCGUCCCGCCCUGGUUCCGGGCGCUCAUCUGGCUGGCCUACCACGGCGGCGACGUCGUGGCCAUCUACGCCCUGGCCACGCUCUUCGACCGCCACAAGGUGCUGGCCGCCGCGCACCCCGCGCUCGCCCACCUCGACACGCUCUGGGCGCCCGUCUUGCUGCUGCACCUCGGCGGCCAGGACGGCAUCACCGCCUAUAGCAUCGAGGACAACGAGACCUGGAGAUGGCACUUUCUGCUCUCGGUGUCUCAGAUCACCGUGGCCAUCUACGUUUUCCGCAAGUCAUGGUGGUCAGGUGACACGAUCCUGCUGCGAGCAGCGAUCCUGCUCUUCGUCCCCGGCAUCCUUAAGUGCUUGGAGAAGCCAUGGGCUCUCAAGAACGCGACCGUGAUGAGCAUCAUGAACUGCUCCGACCCACGGCUGGAACUAACCCUCGACGAAGACGACACGGCGCCCAAGGGCAUCCACUCGCAGGAGCAGUACGUGCGGGCCGCUGCCGAGUCCGUCGCCCAGUUCGAGUCCCUGGAUCAGGAGCUCUUCGAGGACGAGUUGGCGGACCAUCCGUACCACCUCUUCGUGGACCUCGGCCACCCCUACUCCAUCCGGCUCAUCAACCUGCGGCUCGUGGCGCCGCGCCUCGCGAGGGCCAACGUGCACGGUCUGGUGCGCUCGUCCCUGUCCAAGGCGUUCGACCGCCUCUACACCAAGCACAAGGCGAGCUUCGGCGGCCUGCUGCGCGCCGCCGUCGUGCUGCUGACGUUCGCGGACAUCGGGCUGUUCCAGAGGAGCCACCGCGGCGUGUACGAGCGCGCCGACGUCGUCGUCACCUACGUGCUGCUCUGCUGCACCGCCGCGCUGGAGUUCGUCUCGGCGUGCCUGGUGCUGGGCUCGGGCCUUCCCAAGCCAGACGACCAGCUCGCGCAGUACAACCUCGUCGGCUACCUCGCCCGCAACGAGAAGCACCCGUGGCUCUGGGCGCUCGCCCGCCUGCUGGGGGGCAAGCUCCAGCUGGACCGGCUCUGGUGCACGGCGCCGCCCGCGCCGUCCCUCGGCAUCACCAGGCUCGUCUACGACCACGUCGCCAGCGGGUGGAAGGACUACAUACCAAAAUCUGUGCACGACGAACUCGCCGCCGGCGGCGGUCGGAAGAUGACCAGCGCCGUGGAAGCCUACCGGAGGUUCAACGACAGCCGCGGCCAGCGGACGCUGGAGAGGGAAGGAUGCGGCGGCCGGAGGGCCAUCGAGGAGAGCCUGCGGAUGCCCUUCGACGAGAGCGUCCUGCUCUGGCACCUCGCCACGGAGUUCUGCUACUUCGACCACGUGGACACCGGCCACGACGCCACCCGGCACAGCAGGGCGGUGUCCAACUACAUGGCGUAUCUGCUGCUCGUCAAGCCGGAGAUGCUGAUCCCCGGUGCAAGGCGCGGGCUCUUCCGUGCCGCCCACGCGGAGCUCCGGAAAAUGCUCAAGCCGCCGCCGGAGGACGAGAUAGCGGUAGAGCUCGAGCCGACGGAGAAGAAGGCGCCUCCGCCGAGGGCCGAGAACGAGAUGGUGCGGAAGGUGAUGCAGAAGGUGAAGAGCACCAUCGGUCUCGGCUCGGAAGGCCUUGUCCACAAAGCACGGGCGGUCGCCCACGAGCUCAUGGAAUUUGCCGAGGAGAAGAGACGGGAGUUCGUCCAAGAGCAGAAGGAGAUGGGGGAGAGGAAGAAGAUCAUCGUGCAAGCCUUGCGUGAGGCCAAGCAGAAGGCAAACGAAUUCAACACCAAUCCGAUGGAAGGUUUCAAAGAGAAGGCAAACCGGUUCAUCAACGAGGUGAAAGACAAGAAGAAAACCAAGGACGAGGAGAAGUUCACGGAUCUCUUGGGAGAUGCAAGGAACAAGGCUGAGGAACUCAUCAAGGUGAUCAAAGACGAGGUAAAAAACGCGGGCAAGCGCACGGAUCAAAAGCGCGAGGAGGAAAAGGAUAAGAAGAUGCUUAACGUUAACGAAUUAUCCGAGAGUGUAGGGAAGGCCAUCAAGCAUGCCGAAGAGGAGGAGAGGAAGCUCAGGGAUCUCAUGGAGCGGAAGCUCAUAACCAACGAGGAGGAGCUGCUCGUGAUCCGAAGCAGGGAGGAGGCGGACAACAAGAUGUGGGCGGUGAUCCAAGGCGUGUGGGUGGAGAUGCUCUGCUUCUCCGCCGGCAGGUGCCGCGGGUACCUGCACGCCAGUAGCCUGGGCAGCGGCGGCGAGUACCUCUCCUACGUCUGGCUCCUCCUGUCCUACAUGGGCAUGGAGACCAUGCCGGAGCGGACGCAGAGGCCCGAGCUGCCCGUGGUCGGGGACACCGGGUCUCUGGUGAAGACGCCCACGGAGGACGAUAUGAACGACGAGCCGACGGCACAGACGACGACAACACCCGCCGCCACAACCACGAAGCAACAGGGAACGUCACAGGCAGGCGGCACAAGCGCCGAUGCUGCCGUGCCGGCGCAGGAACAGCAACGUAUGGCGGCGAGGACCGUUCCAGUGAUGUCGAUGACCGCGGUGGUGCCCGUCGGUGAUGACAUGGUUUGACCGACGGCGGGCGCCGGUGAGCCGUGGAGAUUGAUUGCAUGCACCGUCUCGUGUUUCUUCUGGUUGCCCUUGAUUUCUGCUCGGAUUUCGUUCCCUCAGCGUGUUUGUUUCUGGCAUGUGUGCUAAGUGUCGUCAUUGGUGUGCGUAAUCUUGCGCCUGCUGCUAAUCUUGUUCUGUAAUAAAUCAAAUAAAGGUAUAUACAGGGUCCGGUGGUUUUGCUUGUACAAGUUACAUUCAGUGCAGUAUGUGAUAUGUCCAUGAGUCCAUCUGGGUUACCUAAAAAAGGUCCAAAUGUUUUAAUUUCUACAUAGUGCAUUUUUCUCUAUUGAUGUUAAUUCCUUUUACUUUUGU